Molecule: messenger RNA, 3597 nt
Organism: Astyanax mexicanus (Mexican tetra)
Lineage: Eukaryota; Metazoa; Chordata; Actinopteri; Characiformes; Acestrorhamphidae
Product: E3 ubiquitin-protein ligase RING2-A-like
Exons: 7
Coding region: 308-1447 (379 amino acids)
Biological process (GO): negative regulation of DNA-templated transcription
Cellular component (GO): ubiquitin ligase complex; PcG protein complex
Molecular function (GO): ubiquitin protein ligase activity; chromatin binding
Source: RefSeq, a predicted model, not a curated record
ACCUACAGAGUAAUGAGUAAAGUUACUUUUCACACCUGUUUAGUAUAGUAGUAUAUUAUUGUACAGCAGGGCAGUGGAGUGUUGCAGUACCGCGCGUGGCCGCCAGUAGUCGCUGAUGAGCAGGAAUCAGCUGAGCGCUACAGGAAGUCUGGGAAAGUCUGAAGGAAAAUAACAUCCGGGAAAAGAAGGAACUUUACAACCAAAACAACAACAAACCCGAGAUUCACCUAAAUAUUAAUAUUCAUAUUAAUAUUCAUACCGAGGAGCUGAUCUACACUCAGACUGGAGCUUCAUCACCUGCACUGUGAUGGCAAAUCCGCUCAGUAUUCAGAUGCCCAGUAAGAGCUGGGAGCUGAGUUUAUAUGAGCUACACCGAACUCCUCAGGAGGCGAUAGUGGACAGUACAGAGAUCGCUGUGUCCCCCCGGAGUCUCCACAGUGAACUGAUGUGCCCCAUCUGCCUCGACAUGCUGAAGAACACCAUGACCACCAAAGAGUGCCUCCACCGCUUCUGCUCCGACUGUAUCGUUACUGCUCUCAGAUCAGGUAAUAAGGAAUGUCCCACCUGUAGGAAAAAGCUGGUAUCGAAGCGUUCUCUCAGGAGGGAUCCGAACUUCGACGCUCUGAUCUCUAAGAUCUACCCGAGUCGAGACGAGUACGAGGCUCAUCAGGACCGGGUCCUGGAGCAGCUCAGCCGCCUGCACAACAAGACCGCCCUCAGCACCAGCAUCGAGGAGGGGCUCCGCAUGCAGGCCUUACACAAGCCGCAGCGAGUACGGAAGCCGCAGCAGGAGAGUGAUAACACCACCUUAAGCGGAGGAGAAGAUAACGCAGACUCCCGAUCACACGUCUCACACGACUCCGCCCCCUCACACAUGAACUCCGCCCCCUCCAGCCACACCCCCGAGGCGGGGCCGAGUCGCAGCAAGAGGCGGCGAGGGUCCGACGAAUCCGAGGCCGAGGCAGGGACCCCCCGCCCCCCGGGCCAAAGCUCCGCCUCCGAGAUAGAGCUGGUGUUCCACCCACACCCCCUACUGACCGACACGGAGAACUACAGCCAGACCAGGUACGUAAAGACCACCGCUAACGCUACAGUGGACCACCUGUCCAAAUACCUGGCCCUGCGCAUCGCCCUGGAGCAGCAGCAGCAGCAGCAGCAGGACACGCCCCCUCGCACACAGCGGCCAGAGGAGGAGGAGGAGGCGGGGCCGAGGGAGGAGGGAGGGGGGCGGAGCCUGCAGAACAUCAGCGAGAAACAGUACACCAUCUACAUCACCACCGCCGAGGGACAGUUCUCCACGCUGAACGGCUCUCUGACGCUGGAGCUGGUGAAUGAGAAGUACUGGAAGGUGACCAAACCUCUGGAGCUUUAUUACGCCCCCACCAAAGAACAGCAGCAGCAGCAGGACCCUCCCAAAUCCCCCCCGACCGGACCCUCUCAACCCUGAUACACACCUGAACAACCACCCGCAUCAGAACCAGCCGACCACACCGUGAACUUCCCCCACAGCGUCAGCAUGUGUUAGCACUGCUGAAUUACUGUGAUGGACCUAUAGACUGGAGUGGGCGGAGUUUACUGGUGUGGUUUAGCAGGUGGUUUAAGUGGUUUAUUUCACAAAGCAGGACUUUUAACAGCUCAUUUUAUUACAUUAAAAACAUCAUUAAAAUGAUUUUAAAUGAUUUACCAGUUUUAAAACGGCACUACUAGCGGUGACCGACUGUCGUAUGUGAUGCUUCCCAGAUUAUUUAUCCCACCAUUUUACCUGGCAACCUGGGCUCAAAUCAGCAGCUCUAAAUAUGUCUUGUAGUCCUUCUGGGAUUUAAGUGUCUCCAUCUGUCAAAGGCAUUGCCGAUGUUUGUUUACUGCCAUUUUACUCUGUCUCUGAUCGUAAAGCUUUUUAAAAGGAUGUUGAGAGUGGGUUUACUCGCUUUUGUGUUCUAUACCUGGCUACCCGGGGUGUGGCAAUAGGUCUGAAUCUGUCUUGUAGUCCUUCUGGGAUCUAAAUGUCUCCAUCAAUCAAAGGCAUUGCUGAAUAUUACUGGUGUUUCAGUCUGUAUCUGCUUAUGGGGCUUUUUAGAAGGAUGUUGAAAAUGGGUUUGCCUGCUUUUAUGUUCUACACCUGGCAACCCGGGGGGUGGCUUUAAAACUGGGGAAUGGGCUGUAAAGUGGGCGGGGUCAAAAGCAGUUUUUUACUCCAUAACAAAGGCAGGACUGAAGCUCAGCAUCAACCUGUUCUGGAGAAAAUCAGCAGCUUUGAAUGUGUCUUGUAGUCCUUCUGGGAUCUAAGUGUCUCCAUCUAGGAAAGGCAUUGCCGACAUUUACUGGUGUUUUAGUCUGUAUCUGCUUAUGGGUCUUUUUAGAUGGAUGUGCAGACUGUGUUUGCCUGUUACUGUGUUCUAGACCUGGCAACCUGCGGUCAAAUCAGAAACUCUGAGACUGUCUUGUAGUCCUUCUGGGAUCUAAGUGUCUCCAACUGACUCAUUGCUGAUAUUUACUGGCAUUUUACGUUGUCUCUGCUUAUGGAGCUUUUAAAAGGAUGUUGAGAAUGGGUUUGCCCUCUAUUGUACCUGGCAACCCGGGGUGUGGCAAUAGGACUGGGCAAUGGCCAGGGACAGUGGGCAGGGUCUAAGGCAGUGUUAAAGGCCUUGCCAUGAGCUGAACAGAAGCUUAGCGCUAACCUGUUCUGGAGAAAAUCAGCAGCUCUGAAUCUGUCUUGUAGUCCUUCUGGGAUCUAAGUGUCUCCAUUUAUCGAAGGCAUUGCUGAUAUUGAACGCUGUUUCAGUCUGUAAUCUGCCCAUGGGGCUUUUUAGAAUGAUGUUGAAAAUGGGUUUGCCUGUUAUUGUGUUCUAUACCUGGCAACCGGGGGUGUGGCAAAAGGACUGGGGAAUAGCUUGGAAAGUGGGCGGGGUCAAAGGCAGUGUUAAAACCCUUGCCAGGAGCUGAGCUGGAGCUUAGUGCUGACUUGUUCAGAAGAAAAUCGGCAGCUCUGAAUCUGUCUUGUAGUCCUUCUGGGAUCGAUAAAUCAAUUAAUCAAGUCAAUCAAGAAACGCCAUAUUUGCUUUAAACUCGUUUAUGGCAUGUUUAGCUUACUAAAAUAGUCCUGCUUUGUGAAAUAAACCAUCACAUAUAUAAAUAACAUCAAAUCAAAUACUCUAUACACAUCAUCAAAACACAAACGGAGAGUUCCUGCAGUCUGGAGACGACUUUAUUUUAAAAUCAUCACUAAAUUUUAUAAAUCAACCUGAUUAAUGAUCAAAUCAUUAUCAGUGUAUUACAGCGGUAAUGUCAUGGGACAGGAACUACAACUCCCAUAAUUCACCUGACCUCACUCACAAGAUAACACCUCACAGCUUGCACAGCUUACAUUCCCAAACCUCGACUCAGCGUAGAACAUUAUAAUUACCACCUUCUACCCUGCUGUACAGAUUUUGUAGCAUUAAUUAGAUUCUUAAUGAUAUUUACAUAUUUAUAUAUAUAUAUAUAUAAUAUUGUUGGUUUGGAAAUAAAUGGGUUUAUGCAAAUGAGUUAGAUUUAUAUACAUGAUGAGAAAGAAAUGCAGUGUAAAGUUUAAAUAUUUUGUUUGUUAUAUAUUAAAAA